This is a messenger RNA of Oryzias latipes (Japanese medaka), 2160 nucleotides long. RefSeq names its product KH domain containing, RNA binding, signal transduction associated 3 (gene khdrbs3). The record is from RefSeq and is a predicted model, not a curated record. Gene Ontology annotation, biological process: regulation of alternative mRNA splicing, via spliceosome. Lineage: Eukaryota; Metazoa; Chordata; Actinopteri; Beloniformes; Adrianichthyidae. Gene Ontology annotation, cellular component: nucleus. Gene Ontology annotation, molecular function: mRNA binding.
UCUGUAUGCGGCGCGAGGCGGAGCGGCGGCAGUCGGACAGGAUGAAAGCUGCCGCGCUCUUUUAAGCGCGCGUUCUGUGUGCGCGCGAGGACGGAGGGAUGCUUUUGUAGCGCGAGCGCGGAGACAGCGGAGCUCGCGGGUUCGUCACAUUCUCAGCUUUUGUUUGAACACCUGAGGAGGAGGAGGAAGAGGAGGAGGAGCGCAGAUGGAGACCGACAAGAUCCUACCGGAGCUGCAGGCGGAGAAGGAGGCGCUGGACCCGGCCUUCCAGCACUGUCUGCGGCUCCUGGAGCGAGAGAUCGAAAAGAAUCAGAGAGACGAGGGGAAGGAGGAGGAGAAAUUCAUCGACGUCGUCAUCAACAAGAACAUGAAACUGGGCCAGAAAGUUUUAAUUCCAGUCAAGCAGUUUCCUAAAUUUAACUUUGUGGGCAAACUCCUGGGGCCGCGUGGGAACUCGUUAAAGAGGCUGCAGGAGGACACCCUCACAAAGAUGUCCAUCCUGGGAAAAGGAUCCAUGAGAGACAAAGAGAAGGAGGAGGAGCUGCGGCAGAGCGGCGAGGCAAAGUACCAGCACCUGAACGAGGACUUGCACGUCCUUAUCGAGGUGUUUGCCCCGCCGGCAGAGGCCUACGCACGGAUGGGUCAUGCUCUGGAGGAGAUCAAGAAAUUUCUCAUCCCAGACUACAACGAUGAGAUCAGGCAGGCCCAGCUGCAGGAGCUCACGUACCUGAACGGGGGCUCCGAGGACGCCAAGGUGCCGUCGGUCAGGGGCAAGUCAGCCGUGCGUGGAAGAGGGACGCCUGCUCCAGGGCCCCCCAGGACUCGUGGAGGAGUUCCCCCUCUCCACGGAGCCGUGCCUCGAGGAGCAGCCCCCAGAGGAGCCCCCCCCAGCAGGGCUCCCUCCUCCAGAGCGAGAGGAGUCCAGAGAGCCCGAGGCGCCCUGCCCGCUGCCGGCUACAGGCCAGCCCCCCCCAUAGUGCAGGAGACGUACGGUGAAUAUGAAUACGACGACGGCUAUGGAACCACCUAUGACGACCAGGGAUAUGAGUCGUACGACAACAACUACAGUAAUCAAGGACAAAACUCAGAUGACUACUAUGAAUACGGGCCCAGCGGGGAGUCGUAUGAGUCGUACGGUCAGGAAGAGUGGGCAAAUUCUCGCAGCAAGGCCCCACCAGCAAGAACAACCAAGGGAGUCUACAGAGACCAGCCGUACUCCAGAUAUUGAACUGUUUAUACGAGCCGCACCUGAGCUCCCCCCCCCCUCCCAAGUAAUGGAUUUUUUUUUAUGGACGCUCCCACCUUUUUAGAAUUAAAAUGAAAAUAAUUUAGUAAAAAAAAUAAAUAAAAAAGACUAAACUGGAAUCCCCCUGAAUAAUUAAAUACAUCAAACCCUCACUCCCCCCCCCAUCCCCUCCAGGAGAUAUGACUGGAUCAGAAGAAUAAGAAAGAAAAGCCCACAGUAGGUUACGUUUCCUCUCAGCUCUGUAAAUGUUGAGGAAUGUUUCCCGGCUAGCAGCAGUCGGCUGAUGAAGGAAAGUCUCUGCGCAGCAGAACUCUUCCUCCUCUGUCCUUUAGACCUCUGAAAUGUAGUAGCUUAGCUUAGGACAGUGCGGUUCUGGGUAGACUCUUCGCAGAACUACACUUCAGUAACUGGUGAAACUUGUGUCCCCUGUAAAUGAGAUAUCUGCAAACUGGAAAAGAGAAACCCGUCUGUCUGUACACAUAUUGUAUUGCUGUAUCCUCCUCUUUUGUAAAAUAGUAGUCUGUUAAGGGGCUUAUAAAAGCAUGGUGUGCCACUGUGGAUAUUGACUAAUGUUUUCUUCUAAGCAGCCUGUUGUAGUUGUGUCCAUCCAUCCAUCCAUCCAUCCUCCCCAAACAUCCAGCUGUGCAGAAGUGCUGCUCGUCCUCUGAGCUGCGGCGCAGUCCCAGCCUCCUCAUGUCUGUGCUUUCAUUCCUUAGGUUGUCUAAAUAAGUACUUUAAUGUUAUUCUGUUUUCCAAACUUUUAAAUAGCAAACCUUUCUAACUUUUGACGGCCUAAUAUUAAUUUUUAGGAUCCUAAACAUCCGUCCGUCUGUGGAUUAGUUGAGCUUUGAGCUUAUGUAAGCCCUUUAAUAUUUCCUUCUUUGUUGAUGCUGAAUAAACAUUUUUCAAACAAA